AUGGAAGUCGUUUCUCUUGCACGCGGUGAUCUAGGUCCUUUUACUGCUCCUUCGACUGCUCCCUCAACACGACGCACCUCGCGGGCUUCGUCUUCACCCAGCGGCGAGAGCAGAACUCCUUGUUCGGCUGGUGAAACAGACUUUACAAUUCGAAUGCCAACUCCAAGCCCCCAGCCGACAUUGCCUGCCGAGUCGCCCAACUUUGCCGUCAAAAACGCUCUCUCCAAGGCGACAAACGAUGUAAACUGCUCUCAGACUCCAAAACCCGCACGACCUAUCAGACCGCCCAUGGGCCGUUUCCACAGCUCUGACGCGGCGAAACCAGUCCCUCUCGAGACGCGAUUCCCCUCACCAACAUCUCAGAACUCAUCCCAGAGCUCGCGGGACCAAUCCCCCUUGCGGGAGAACGACAGCCCUCUACCACUCGCGAAGGGUGAAACUCGACGGAGAGCAGUCAGCUUGGGAGAUGCACAAACCAGUGCUGGCAUGCAGCCUACCUCAACACAUCCUCGAGCCAAGAGCGUGCACGACAGCACGUUCAAUUUCCUAUCGCAAGCCACAAACACCCCAAACGUCAGCAGCGCUAAAACGGCCAAUUACGGCACUCACCGGUGGCACGCACUCAUGGAACUGGUGUCAACGGAAGCCGGUUAUGUCAAGGAUCUCAAGAUUCUUGUGCGGAUCUACCUGGCUCAACUACCUUCUGUAGAAUCGCUUGCCGAAGCAGACAGGAUGGAUAUUGCGCGCAACGCUGCAGCCCUGUUAGAGCUCCACAAGAACCUCGCUCGACGGUUCAACACAAUUGUCGACGAGGAAAGGCUGCGCGAACUAGGCCCCGGAACUGUUUCAAAAGCUGCACAACAAAAAUUGGAGAGCGCUGUGAAUAGAGUGGCUUCCAUAUUUGUUAAAGAGGCAUCAUCAUUUCACCUCUACGAAGCAUUCUGUGCCGGACAUUCCCAUGCGUUGGAUAUUAUCCGCCACGUACAAACGCUGCCGGAGUGGGAUAUGUAUGAGAAGCGUUGUGCAAUCAUCGUUGCGAAAGAACGAGCAAACGCCGAGGCGAGGUCUCCAGACUCUAACACCAUGGCGACAUCCAACGCUCCAACUUCUUCAGUCUCACGGCGCCACUCGAUUGAUACAGGGCCCACGGCCGACCUCUCGAUAUCAAAGUUGACCAUGCUUGACUUUCUGAUCAAGCCUGUUCAACGAAUAUGCCGCUACCCCCUGAUACUCGGCCAACUUCAACGACCGGCCGCCUCGAUCGAGCCGUCCUCUCCCGUCAAUCUCGCCAUACCGGACCCUGCAAAGUCCGGAAUCGAGCUACAAGCGUUAAAAUCGAUGAGAGAAGUGGCGGCAAAGGUGGAUGAGGCGAGAAAGAGAUCUGAUAUCGCAAUCAAGACGAAAUUGCUCCUUGUUCGGAUAUCCGAUCCGCCGCUUCCACAGAUGAGCAGUCUUGGAGAUUGCCUUUUGGCCGGCUCGCUAGACGUUGUCUACCAUCAUGAGACGGUUGCGCCUCUCGUCCCUCCAAUCAAAGUCAAGUAUCUUGGCGUCUUUCUCUACGGUGGAUGGAUUUUGUUCGUCAAAGUUCAUAAGAACAGGACGUAUGAACCACGACACUGGUUUCCUUUGGCGACGGUGACUCUUCAAGAGAUUACCGAGGAAGAAGCUUUGCUCCCUGCCUCUUUUCGCUUGUCUUGCGGUGAACACCACUUUGAAGUCGUCGCCGCGUGUGCUUCGGAAAAGACCUUGUGGAUGGACAAGAUCAGGACAGCCCGUGUCAACUCGUUGCUUCGGCCAAGCGAGCUGCCAUCCAGUCUUGAAAGCCCCACGCCUAAACCUCCGACACCGAUCAAAUCGCCCAAUCGACCUCCGUCUCGGAAACUGACCACACCGGUGACAGCUCCAUCUGAUAGCGUCGUUUCACCUCCGAAGCGACGAUCAUCCCUUGGCGCAUUGGAAAGUUGGCAAAUCUAUCUUGACAAUCCGCAUUUGCUCUCGGCACUAGACCCGGCAUCCACCGAACUCACGUCACCGCUCUUGGCUUCGCCGCCGCCGUUGCCCAUUACACCCGCACAGAUGAAAAAGCUACUCGAGGGAGACGCCUCGACGAUCCUUAUUCGGCGAUCGUCCGCCAACUACCGCAAGACGGUGGAUUCAAGUUUGAGCGAUGUCUUCUUUGAAGAGUGCCAGACGGUGCGUGUGCAGGCGCAGAUGAAAGAACCACUCUUUCAACCUCCGAAACUCACCGCAGAGUCUGGCUCGGCAACUGCGGCACGCGACAAGGUGACACGUCGAGAGAGCGUUCUCUUACGCAGGCAACGAAGUGUGGCAGAGGGAACACCUCUCGUUUCUCCAACUUCCUCUGGAUCCAAGUUUGGCCUUGCGCGCAACAAGUCGGCUCACUCGAUGGGUUCAAAGGAGAUGCGAAGGCGUACAUUAGCUAUUCCCUUUUCUUCAUUCUUCGAGGAGCGCGAGGAGGAAAAGUCCAAGAUGGAACAGUCACGCCCAGCGACUGCAGAUUAUGGCAACUUUUCGCAGCCAUCAACUCCCGUCAUGGCUGAAUUUGAUCCAUCUCCCAACGACGGAAUCACCUUUAUCGCCCGUAGAAAGCGCACCAGACGGUCUAUCAGUAUCGCAGAUAGGGUGGAAUCGCCCGAACCCGUGGCAACGCAUCCAGCACCACCACCAACUUCAGCACUCGGGCUCAACACCUUGAAGGAACUCCCGCCUAUUCCUGUGAAGAGACGAAGCACGAAUCUCACAUAUUCCCUGCGAAGGCCUGGUUCGGACCUUGGUCGAUUCGCAACGUUUAGCGGGACUAAAUCUGGCAAACGCCCCCACAGCACUCCUCUCCCCGUCUAUAUUGUUGGUCAGGGUAUCAGCAAUGUUCAACCGGUCCAAGGAGGUCCAACCGAAAAAUCCAAGCUCCGUCCCGCUACCAUUUUCCGAAAAUCGUGGACGCUUUUGGCUGCAAAGUCUAGCCGAGGUGCAAGUGGCUUGAGCAAUCUCUUUAAUCGUUCCUCUCUCAGUAUCUCUCGGGAAGGAGACACGGACUCGUCGAUAGCACACCGUGCACGCUCUGAGCCAGCUUCGACGCCACCCCGACGCAUCUCUGCCUCGACACCUACACUCGGCGAAGGGUUGACGACCUGGGAGAUAGUGUCCGAGGCUGGUUUACUCAAACGGCCCGAUAUGCCACGUUCAGCGUCCGACACCUCCAGCAUUUCCGAUAUCCCACCUGUUCCACCCCUUCCACGUCAUUCACAGCAUCUCCAACCCUCCCCCAUGUCAUCCAUCCGUCGUCGAAGCUCGCAAUUUGUCCAGCAUCUCAAUCGGCUUAGCUAG
Messenger RNA from Serendipita indica DSM 11827, 3345 nucleotides. NCBI's taxonomy places the organism in Eukaryota, Fungi, Basidiomycota, Agaricomycetes, Sebacinales, Serendipitaceae. The record is from the annotation of a GenBank genome assembly.